Molecule: messenger RNA, 4154 nt
Organism: Dalotia coriaria
Lineage: Eukaryota; Metazoa; Arthropoda; Insecta; Coleoptera; Staphylinidae
Product: serine-rich adhesin for platelets
Exons: 8
Coding region: 260-3196 (978 amino acids)
Source: RefSeq, a predicted model, not a curated record
GAAGACUUUCCGGAAGUUUGGCAAACCCGAGCUGAAAUCAAAUCAAACGCAUUCACGAAGCCAGUUAUUGCGAAUAUACAAGUAUUAAAGUAGUGUGCAAGUUACGAUUGUAGAAAUACAGACGUAUGUGAAGCGGUAGUAGUGUUAAAGGGUUGGCUGUAGUAUGUGCAGUUGUUAUUGUGAAGCAAGCGCGUAGAAAGUCGCCAAGGUGAAGUGGUUUAAGAAGAUCUUCAGGCGUUCGUCGCAACACUCCAACAAGAUGGACAACUACAGUAAUCUGUUGAUGGACGAAUGUCCGCCUGAUUUACGGAGUCCUGAGGAAGAGAUAAAACCACCAAUGAAGAAACAAGCCACAAAAGGCGUAGCGACAUCUUUCGGAUUCCGCAAAAAGCCAACAUCAGCACCACCCGCAUGCACGCUAACAACCAACAACCCCACAGCAGCAAGACGAUUAGCCAACGCAACCGAAUCAGUCGAUAGUAAUGGCAAUACCGGUGUAGAACAACCACACACAAUUCCAAUUUCCAGCCAUGACACAGCAUCUCUCACCUCCAACGCAGUGCCAUCCGGUAAAUCAACCCCACAUCGGCUCCCAGCACCGAAAAAAGAAGCGCAAGCCACCACCAAACCCAGCCGCUUCGGUUUCCGUCAACCUAACGCUAAUAGAUUAAACCGCGUCGCUGAUAUCAACAUAAAUCCACCAACACGCAUUGAAUACGCGAAUAAUAAUCAAGAACGUGAGCAAAUCGAGAACGAAAUCAAAGCUAAAGUUGAAAUGCAACAGCGCCAUCUACAACUGAUCAAUACAGAUUCAAAUAAAAAUGUCGGAAGAGUUGGAAAGUAUACUUUACAGACGAAUCAAUUACCAAGACCACAACCGAUUAAGUUACUCGAGAGUAAAACAGCAAAGACGCUGGCUAACAACAGUAAGAAACAAGGCGAAAAAGGACGAACUGCAGGCACAUCCGGUGAUGAAUCAUAUUUUACUGAAGAUUCAGGCGUUGGUAGCAACUGUGGCGAUAAUCAAAACAUCAAACAAUUGGAAAAGUCACCGAUGUCACGGAGAAUACGUAAUUCUAAGUUUGUCAAGCCACGAACACUCGAAGUGAUUGUAAAUAGAAACACUUUCGAUGUUCGUGACGUCGAUGACAACAUGGCCGACCUACCAGUGCCCACAUUGAGCAGUUUCAGUAAUAAUUACACUAGGAUCAGUCCUAGUACAGGAAACGUUCGUGAUAGAGCCGCGGAAUACCAACGCAAUGUAAUUGAUAAAAAAAUGACAGAAAAUCGUUGUCAGAUGCAAAGGAAGAACUCUUUUACAUCAUCAGAAGCUUCCAGUCACUGCGAAGAAGACCAACCUUUUAAACGCCUGGAAAAAAUCGCGAAAUUCAUCAAAAAACCGCAGGUUACACGCGAUGCAGGCAGUUCAGAUGAUCAAAUGUGGUCUUCGCAUGCUGGUGAAGCAAUGGCUGAGGAAUUCUCAUCGGUUUGUAACAGUUCCAGCGAUGAGAGCAGAGAUAAAGUCAUUCCAGCUGUUUUACCUGUUAUGGAAGCUUCAAUCGAGAGUCUGAUUUCAGCUAAAGCUCAUAAUAGACUCUCAUUGGUUGAUCCAACAUUUGCAGCCAUAGCUGCAUCGAAUAUCAGUGUACCUUUGAUUGCUGAUGAGCCGUCACCUGUUGACAGCAUCAACUGCAGUUCGUCAUCAACGUCAGAAAAUCAUGAAAGCUCCACUGGUAAACCUGAUAAUGAUAAAAACAGGAAAAUGAGUGCUGUGUCUUCUGAUUCGAAAGAUAUUAAUGAAAAGAACACACCUUCAAGUCCAGGGAGUCCAACAAACGCUUCCAAUUCUUUAUCUUUGUCUGAUGGUAGAGAAGACUUUCUGAUUGAUGAUGAAAUCGCUGAUCAACCAGCGUUGUUGUUCGAUGAUACGAUAACCAAUAGUAAUCAGCCGUCGGAAGCUACGUCGACGAUUGUUGAUUCCACUCCGAAAGCAUCCAGGAGAGCUAUGGGAGUUUAUGAGAGUAGUCCGUUGUCAUUGAAGAAUAGAAGAUUGGGCAGGGCACGGGCUGGGUCUUUAGAUACAUUGUCACCUUGUGAGAGUAUCGCUUCGGAUGAUUGUAUGAUGGAUUAUGACAUGAGCAGUGGUGUAGAGGAUGCGAAUGACAGGACUGAAACAAAUGGUCAUUUUGCCUUGGAUGAUGUACCUAUACGUACUGUGGACUUGAAGAUAACGAACGUGAUGAGGGAUUGGUCUUCACUCCUUUCUGGUUGUGAUAUUUCACGAGAUAAUAACAAGAGAAUGUCGUUCCGCUCGUCGCGACUCCUCAAGUCGCGCGGCGGCACACCGGCGUCUUCGGUGCCGGACUCGCCACGCUCGGACGUGAUGCGGAAGACGUCCGUGUCACAAAGCCCCCUGCGGCUCUCCAGCCGCUCCUCCACAGGCACCGGCUACGACUCCGACGAUUCGGCCAUCAUCCGACUCGAUCGUUCCAUCCUGCAGGACGUCAUUGGCCUCAAAACCGGAUUACUUAAACUCAAAAGAGUUUUACACGAGCCGGCCACUGAAGAUUACAUGUUGAGGUCAGAAACUCACAACUCAUUAUCCGAAAAUGGGUUCUUCAACGGCUACGGCUCCGACAGCGAUAAAGACCCCGAGGAAGUAAAUCAUCGUGAAGAAAUGGAAAACCUGCGUCGACAGGUUGUCUACCUGCAGGGGCAGCUGGACGAUUCCGAACGCACGACGCAAACACUCCGUCAGGAAAUCGUCUCUCUCAGCUUGAAGUAUGAGAGUUCGCAGAGUGCGCCCUCUUCCGUCACCACCACAACGUCCACAAGCUCCACCAGUGUAACACAAGCAGUACAGGUUUCCACAUGUAAUGCAGCAACACAAACCGAACGAAUUCGUCCAAUAUCAGCAGGACCAACGCUCCUACAGGAUGCCGCGAAUGAUCUAAGUCCAGGUUCUCUAGUCAGUGUCAGUGAACAGAAUCAAACACUUCAAACGCCACCGAGCGGCCGCUCGAGGCAUUCGCAAAACGCCGCAUCAUCGUCAAAGUCCAACCUGCAGUCGCCGGGGCGUUUGUGGCGAAUGCCAGGCGAGCCGGCGUCGCCGUCGGCCAUUCCGCGGCGAUCCAGCAGCCGCUCGCGGAUUGCCAACACGUCGCUGACAGCCACAUCCACCACAACUCCAACCUAACCUAACUUAUUCCUUCUUUUAUUUCCAUAACAUAAAAAUUAACCUAACACUGUUCUAGUAUUAAUUCUUACAAGAAAACCAACUUGAUUCCUUUGCAAUUGAUUGAAAUCUUACUGUAUCUUAAUACUAACUAAGCUAGAAUAGAAAGUGAACAAAACAUUGCGGUACUGAUAGAAUUUACGAGCGAAUUUGGAGAAUUAUAUCUAUAUCAUAGACAAAUAGGAUGAACACGACUCUGGGUGAGUGGAAUGAGGAAAAAACGUAGAGAUAUAUUUUUUAAAACAAUUUUGAGCGUAGAAUUUUACAUUUUACUGUUUAAAUUUGAAAAUUUGACAAUUUGACAUUUACGCAUUGAGUUUGGUUCCUACUUUAUCGACACGACUUAAAAUUAGCUGAAACAAGUUCGACGCCUGUGAUUUAUAGCUUAAUUUUCGCACUGGUUUAAUUUUAUGAUUUAUUUAUGAUGUUUUUUUCACCGAAAACAGUUUCCUACAUGAUUGUGCAAUGAAUUCGUGUUUAUAUUGAAUAAUUAAUGUAGUUGAUAGUAUAUUGUAGCAGAUGUAGAUCCUGUAUAUAUUUAAAUAAUUCUUAAGGUGAUGAAGAUUGAUGACGACGAGCUACACAUUGAGCAAAACAAACAAAUAACAGAGUCUCUUCCGUAUGCGUGUCAGGAUAAUAAUAUAAUUAAAUAAUAUCUAACGAAACAUUCAACAUCAACAACCGUUUAGUAAUGAUUGAAUUUUAAUUGUGAAUUUAAUGAUAUAUACACACUUUUUGGGAUGCGAAUUUGAAUUUACGAUGACAUUAAUUAUACGGUGAUAUUUCUGUGAAGUUGAUAUGGAAAGUAUUAUUAAUUUGUUAAAUGAAAUAUAAAGAAAUAAUUAACAGCUCCAUAUGUUGUAAGCGAUCUAUAAGGAUAAAUAAUAUCAAAUAAAUCAUUGACGAUGAAUUAAAACAA